Suillus bovinus is the source of this 915-nucleotide messenger RNA. RefSeq names its product GTP binding protein. Lineage: Eukaryota; Fungi; Basidiomycota; Agaricomycetes; Boletales; Suillaceae. The record is from RefSeq and is a predicted model, not a curated record. Gene Ontology annotation, molecular function: GTPase activity; GTP binding. The coding region runs from base 135 to 836 and encodes 233 amino acids. The transcript has 5 exons.
CACACUGCCAUGACAGAGCUCAACGAGACUGACUUUCACAUCCAGAGGUCUUUAGCAGCACUUGGCAAGCCAAUCGCUUUGUUUUAUCAUUGUUGUACACGGUUUAGGCAUUAAGCCAGGAUUGUACCUCGCCAAUGGACGCUUCAUCAACUCCCGCAACCGCCGACUUCUCCUCAACGCCCCCGAAACGCACUAAGAUCGUCCUUCUUGGCGACCAGAGCGUCGGGAAGACCAGUCUUAUCACCAGAUUCAUGUACGAUACGUUUGACAACACCUACCAGGCCACCAUCGGCAUUGACUUCCUGAGCAAGACUAUGUACCUGGAGGACCGGACGGUGCGGUUACAGUUAUGGGAUACUGCAGGACAGGAACGCUUCCGUUCACUAAUACCAUCGUACAUCCGAGAUUCGUCCGUAGCUAUAGUCGUGUAUGAUAUCACUAAUCGGCAAUCCUUUCUUUCAACGUCAAAAUGGAUAGACGACGUUCGGUCAGAACGGGGGAACGAUGUCAUUAUUGUGCUCGUCGGUAAUAAGGCUGACCUGUCGGAGAAACGGUUUGUAGAAGCAAUUUCUUCAGUCUAUAAUACGCAGUUGUCUGACACGGCAAUCAGCCAAGUCACUGUAGAGGAGGCAACUGCAAAAUCGACACAAAUGAACAUCAUGUUCAUGGAAACAUCAGCGAAAGCUGGACAUAAUGUAAAGAGCCUGUUCAAAAAGAUUGCUCUAUCAUUACCUGGGAUGGAGAAAGAAGGCCAAGCAGAUGCUCAGAAUACAAAAAUCGAUGUUACGACACAGCAGGCCGCCACCGUACCAGAGGCAUCACAAUGCAACUGCUAAUUCCGUGUUUUCCAUGUGAUGAUACGUACUACCCACUCGUGAUACCUAUUUUACUUGCUCGUGUUACAAACAAGUACGC